Messenger RNA from Pediculus humanus corporis (human body louse), 897 nucleotides. RefSeq names its product Ves G 1 allergen precursor, putative. The transcript is spliced from 5 exons. Gene Ontology annotation, molecular function: lipase activity. Bases 1 to 897 code for a protein of 298 amino acids. The record is from RefSeq and is a predicted model, not a curated record. Lineage: Eukaryota; Metazoa; Arthropoda; Insecta; Psocodea; Pediculidae.
AUGUUUGAUAUACGAUAUUGGAGAUGCGUAUAUAAAAAAACUAGUUUUUGUCCCGAUGAUAAUAUACGUUUUUAUUUAUAUACUCCAGAACAUAAAGUUAGAAGAAAAAUAGAUGUAACGAAUCCAUAUUCUUUACGUUAUAACGGUUGGGAUCCCCAUAAAAGAAAUGUUAUUAUAGUUCACGGAUUUAAUGGAACCGAAGGAAAAAUGCCUUUGAGUUUUAUCAGAGAUGCAUACUUAAAAAGAGGAGAUCAUAACGUUUUAGCAAUCGAUUGGGGUGUUUUAACUCGGUUUCCAUGUUAUCUAUCAGCUAUAAGUAAUACAAGACUAGUCGCACAAUGCACAGCUCAAUUAUAUUCGUUUUUAACUGCUUCCGGUGCAUCGGCCGAAUCGACAACAUGUAUAGGUCAUUCAUUAGGUGCUCACAUAUGUGGAAUGAUGAACAACUACCUCACAAAAAGAAUGCAUAAAAUAGUGGGUUUGGAUCCGGCUAGACCUUUGAUAGAUAGAUUUGGAAACGAGGCGUUUAGAUUAACAAGAGAUGAUGCAAACGUGGUUCAAGUUAUACAUACGAAUGCGGGUGCUUUGGGUGAAACCUCACAAGUGGGUGAUAUUGACUUUUGUGUAAAUGGAGGAAGAUUUCAACCUAGUUGUAGAGGCCAUCGAUUGCGAAGAGCACGUUGUAGUCACUUUUUAAGCGCAUGCUACUAUGCAAUGUCAGUCAUAAAUCCAAGAAAAACAGUGGGUGUACCUUGCACGCCUAAGUGUCCUAGAACAAGCAGAUCAUUAGGAAGGCUUCCAGGAAAUCCAGUUGUUAUGGGAGAAUAUACUCCGGACGAUGCCAAAGGACAUUAUUGCGUCACUUUAAAACACACUGCUGCAUGUCCUUUUGACUAA